GCAGUUCAGAAAAACGAUCAACUCUAAAAUGGAUAAAUCUGAAUUAAAAAAGAUAGAAAAGAAAAGGAAGAGGGAUCUCAAAGCGACUGAGAAAGCUCCAGCAGAAGAGACCGCAAUCAGCGAAAAAGAAGACACUCAAUUACCUGAAUUACCUGAAACUAACACUGAUUAUCAAGAUUUAACACCUGAACAAUGCUCUUUUAGUAAUUUAGAUCUCACAGAUGGUACAAGAAGUGCUAUUGAAGAAAUGGGCUUCUCACAAAUGACUGAAGUACAAGCAAAGACUAUCCCGCCACUCAUGGCUGGUAGGGAUGUUUUGGGUGCUGCUCACACAGGUUCAGGUAAAACUUUAGCUUUCCUUAUCCCUGCUAUUGAAAUGCUAUCAAGGUUGCACUUCAAACCGAGAAAUGGUACUGGUGCUAUCGUUAUUUCACCUACCAGAGAAUUAGCUUUGCAGAUCUUUGGUGUUGCAAAAGAUAUCAUGAAAAACCAUAAUCAAACAUUCGGUAUCAUCAUGGGAGGUGCUAACAGAAAAGCUGAAGCUGAUAAGCUCCAAAAAGGUGUUAACCUCAUCAUCGCAACACCAGGUAGACUUCUCGAUCAUUUACAAAAUACAAAAGGUUUCGUCUUCUCAAAUAUGAAGUCACUCAUUAUCGACGAAGCUGAUAGAAUUCUUGAAAUCGGUUUCGAAGAGGAAAUGAGACAAAUUGUUAAGAUUCUCCCAACCGAGAACAGACAGACAAUGUUGUUCAGUGCAACACAAACCACAAAAGUUACAGAUCUCGCUAGAGUUUCUUUAAGACAAGGUCCACUUUAUAUUAACGUACACGAAGAAAGAUCUGCUGCCACAAAUGAGCAACUUGAACAAGGUUACGUCGUUUGUGAAUCAGAUAUGAGAUUUCUCUUGUUGUUCACUUUCUUGAAGAAAAACCUCAAAAAGAAGGUCAUUGUUUUCUUCAGUUCCUGCAAUAGUGUUAAAUAUCACGGUGAAUUACUUAACUAUAUUGAUAUUCCUGUAUUGGAUCUUCACGGUAAGCAGAAGCAACAGAAGCGUACAAACACUUUCUUCGAAUUCUGCAACGCUCCUAAUGGUAUCUUGUUAUGCACAGAUGUUGCAGCAAGAGGUUUGGAUAUACCUGCCGUUGAUUGGAUUAUUCAAUUUGAUCCACCAGAUGAUCCAAGAGAUUACAUUCACAGAGUCGGUAGAACCGCAAGAGCUGGUAAAGCUGGUAAAUCACUCUUAUUCCUCUUACCAACUGAACUUGGUUUCUUGAGGUUCUUGAAAACUGCAAAGGUACCAUUAAACGAGUACAAUUUCCCUAAGGAGAAGAUCGCGAAUGUUCAAACUCAAUUAGAGAAGUUGAUUAAUAAGAAUUACUACUUACAUCAAUCAGCCAAGGACGGUUAUAGAAGUUACUUACAAUCAUACGCAUCAUACUCAUUGAAGAAGAUCUUCGAUGUUAACAGACUUGACUUGAAGAAGGUUGCAAAAGCAUUCGGAUUUUCAGUUCCUCCAAAGGUGAACAUCUCAUUAGGCAAUAGUCUUAAGACAUCGAAGGAUACCGCGGGCAAGAAAGGUAAAGGUAUGGAUAGACUCGAUGAUGAAGAGUUAGCUGCGAUUGAAGAUGCAGCUGAACAAUCCGACGAUCAAGAUGAACAAGACAAGCCAAAGAAGAGAAGAUCAAACAAGACUGGACAAUACAACAAACAAGGAGUUGAUAAAGGAGCAUAUAGACAACAAAAUAACAAGAAUGGUACACAAUGGAGUCGCUAGUGGUCUAUAAAAUUACAAUGCAAAUGAAACUUUCUUCUUCGUCUUAGGUUUAUCAUCCGGUUUGU
This is a messenger RNA of Wallemia mellicola CBS 633.66, 1839 nucleotides long. RefSeq names its product DEAD-domain-containing protein. NCBI's taxonomy places the organism in Eukaryota, Fungi, Basidiomycota, Wallemiomycetes, Wallemiales, Wallemiaceae. The transcript is spliced from 2 exons. Gene Ontology annotation, cellular component: nucleolus. The record is from RefSeq and is a predicted model, not a curated record. Gene Ontology annotation, biological process: maturation of LSU-rRNA from tricistronic rRNA transcript (SSU-rRNA, 5.8S rRNA, LSU-rRNA). Gene Ontology annotation, molecular function: ATP binding; nucleic acid binding; RNA helicase activity. Bases 29 to 1774 code for a protein of 581 amino acids.